UAUUUCUUUGUAGAGAGAUUAAUGGCCUCAUUGUGAUGUUUUAAUUACAUUUAGCAUUUACAUUGAAUUAAAAUAGCCAUGUUCUUGUGAUGCUUGUAAAUCCGAAUUUUAGUUGCUCCACCCAAGUACGAGGCCGAUCUUGGGAAAUAUGUAAUUUGGAGCGCGCACGGUGGUGGUAGCAACCUUCUUAUUAUAGCGCAAUGGCAGAAACACAUCAGCAAACGAUACGUGGAUUCUCAUUGAAUAAUUGUUUGGCUCGUGGCUGGGUGAAAGCCUAUGAUGACACACAUUUACAAACAAGCUGAAACCGCAUAAGAGGACAGAUGACUCGACACGAACAAAAUCAUUUUCAUGGGACACCGAGAUAUGCAUCUUUUUGUUUGUAUUUGCUGACUACUGAAUGAAUCAUUGAUCACGGACUGCUAGUUAGCUUGUCGCGCGUUAGCAGGUAGAUAGUCCGGAAUUUCUGGCCAGCUGCAUUGCCUAGGUCCUAUAGGUAUUUGGAUUGGCUGUGGUUGUAACUAUAGCAUACUAGGCUUGGAUACAACAAUCAGGUCAAUUCUAGCUACAUUCAACCAUUCCAUGUUUACUCGGAGGUGUAUCAAAUUGGCUGGCUAGUUAACGAGCUAGCUAGCCAACAACACUGAGUCGGACUGGAUUAUAAUAUUCCACGUUGCUAGUUAUUGUAUUGUUUCCCUCCAGGAAUUUGGAUUUAUUUUACAUUGCGUGUUUAAUAGAACAUUAACAGUACCUAGCUACUUAGCUAUAGAUAUCUUUGGCCCAAUUKCUUUGGAACUUUACGCCGAGAUUUCCCUCAACAGCUAUAUUUAUAAACGAAUUAAUUUAAACCUACUAUAGCUAGCUAGUGUUCUUAGUUUUUCGAUUUGGAAAAUGGAUGCGGGUAUUGAAAAGGAAUGCAGCGCUCUGGGAGGGCUCUUCCAGAUCAUCAUGAACGACAUGAAGGCUAGUUAUCCAGCCUGGGAGGACUUUGUAACCAAAGGAGUUAAGCUGCAAUCCCAGCUAAGGGCAACCAUCAUCGUCACAAGCUCCUUUCUGGAUGCCUUUCAGAAGGUGGCAGAUAUGGCGACUGGAACAAGAGGGGCGACAAAAGAGAUUGGCUCAGCCUUGACGAGAAUGUGCAUGAGGCACAGAAGCAUCGAGUCCAAACUGAAGCUCUUCACCACGGCACUAACAGAUACCCUGAUCAGCCCCCUGGAGCUGAAGAUUGAGGAGUGGAAGAAGGUGGCCAGUCAGUUGGACAAGGACCAUGCCAAAGAAUACAAGAAGGCCAGAGCAGACAUAAAGAAGAAAUCCUCAGAUACAAUCAAGCUGCAGAAGAAGGUUAAGAAAGGAAAGGACGAGGUGCGCGGGCAGCUGGACAACGCCCUGCAGGAGGUGAACGUGCGCUAUGCUGUGCUGGAAGAGACUGAGAAGAGGGCAGUGUGCCGGGCGCUCAUCGAAGAGAGGGGCCGUUACUGCGCCUUUGUCAGCAUGCUCAAACCUGUGCUGGAUCAUGAGAUCAGCAUGCUGGGAGAAGUGACCCACCUGCAGACCAUCCUGGAAGACCUGAGCAACCUGACGGCCGAGCCCAGCAAACUGCCCCCCGCCAGCGAACAGGUGAUCCUGGAUCUAAAGGGAUCCGAAUACAGCUACAGUUACCAGACGCCCCCUGCCUCCCCCAGCAACACAAUGUCCCGCAAGAGCAGCAUCAGCAGUAACUACAACUCUGUUCGAUACGUCCCCUCUCUGGACUCCAUCGCCACCUCGAUGGACAGCAUUCACCUCUGCCUGCCCUCCAUGGACCCAGCACAGCGCCGCUCGCCCAGUCCGUUGGCACGCUUUGAGGGCUGGGACGGCACCGCACGCUCCCUCAGCGAGGGCAACUCGCCAACCACCUCCGCCCGCUCUGGUGCCCACCGCACCCAUGUCCGCUCUGCCAGCCAAACCAGCCACAGAGACACCACUGAGUUGAGCAGGCCGUGGUCGGGGCAGAUCGGGCCGGGCACAGAGAAUGGCACGGCCAAGCCCCCUCCACACAACUCCUACACACAGCACGGAGAGAGAGCGCGCACCAUGUCCACAUCCGGAAAGCUGGCCCUGACCCUGGGCGUAGGGCUCAACUCGGAGGCCCCCCACACCAGUCGCGACUCCCUCCACUGCUCUAGUGGCUACAGCACGCAGACCACCACGCCCUCCUGUUCCGAGGACACCAUUCCCUCCCACGCUGUAAAGAAAGAACCUCCUCUUUAUGACUACGACUACAUCUCCCUGCACGGGGGCGAGGAGUUGCACCGCAGCCCGCCCGACUUCGACAAGUCCUCCACCAUCCCGCGCAACAGCGACCUCAGCCUGCAGUACCGCAAGAUGUUCCAGAGCAAGCGGCCCGCCUCGACCGUCAGCCUGCUCGCUGAGCCCGAGCCGCUGGGCCUGCGCCAGACGCACACUGCCACCAUCCGCCGCAAGCCCUCAUCCAAGCCCACCUACCGCCGUGGCACCAUCAGUGGCGGCGUACCUAUCCCUAUCUGCACCCCCCAGGUUCCCUUCAAAGCCUUGGGCGGAGGUGMAGGUGGAGGCAACGGUGGUGGAGGGGGGAAGAGCGGGAGCGACGUGAACGUGGGGCCUCCAGAGAGCAGUGUGGGGAAGGGCGUGAUUGGCAUGAGCAGAACGGUGGACCAAGAGCUGGURCUCGACAAGCACAGUCUGUGCACUUCCACCCAGAGCUUGAGCGCCAUGCCCUCGCACCACUCAUCAUCCACGUCGCCCUACUACUCUCUGAUCCCGGGCCAGGCGCCAGUGCCCAUGGGCAGCUCAGAGCAGCUGUACCAGCUGAGCAAGCAGCAGCAGUAUGCCCUGCACCAGCAGCAGCAGAAGCAGUACCAGCAUCAGCACCUACAGUACAACCAGCAGCAGCAGCAGUUCCAGCCACCCCAGACACAACAGUUGCAACCAGCAGCCCAGACGCAACAGCAAUUUCAAAUACAGCAACAGUUCCAGCAACAACAACUACAGCAACAGUUACAACAACAGCAGCAGAUGCAACAACAGCAACAGCAGAAGCUCCAAUAUCAAAAGCAGCUGCAGCAACAGCAGCUCCUACAACAACAACAACAGCAGCAACAGUUUCAGCGGCAGUCUCAUCUCCCACAACAGUACAACGCGUCUGGGACUGCCAACCAGCUGGUGGAAAGCGGCCACUGCCCUCCCCCCCAGCAGCCCCCUGCCGCCCCAGACACCCAGGACGCAGAUGAGCCCUCGGGUGGUGGAGGUCACAUGGUCACCAUGAUCCGGGGAGUGAAACUGCGUCGGACCCUGACCAAUGACCGCUCUGCCCCCUUCAUCCUCCUGCCCAACCAUUUCAAAUGAGCCCUUCCCUACCAGUGUAGGUUGUCAUCGUUUUGUUUUACGGUUCUCGCUUUCCUUUUAGCCCCGUUUUGAUUACAUUUCUCCUUAGAAAAUAAAGGAUGUUGCCUUUUUGGGCGUUUUGUCUCGGUAAAGGUUUCCCUCUCUCCAAUCAAAUGUCCAGUAGCACUGUGUUUUAAACAGAUUGUUAUGAUAUCCCUCAGAGGGACUCGUAGGUGAUUGRGGCCUCUUUAUCGCUCUGUAAUAUAAGAUUUUUAUACAUACUGUACAAGGAUACGUGUUGGCUAUAUAUACAAGAAUUUGAGUGCAUAAAUGAUAAGUCUUAUGUUUAUAUAUUGUUGAGGGGGGAAAAAUGCCUUGCUUGCUUAUUAGUCUUAUCACCUGUAUGGUUGGAACCAAUAAAAACCCACACAUAUGUAUA
Salvelinus sp. IW2-2015 is the source of this 3781-nucleotide messenger RNA. RefSeq names its product protein MTSS 2. Gene Ontology annotation, molecular function: phospholipid binding; actin binding. Gene Ontology annotation, biological process: cell projection assembly; plasma membrane organization. The record is from RefSeq and is a predicted model, not a curated record. Lineage: Eukaryota; Metazoa; Chordata; Actinopteri; Salmoniformes; Salmonidae. Gene Ontology annotation, cellular component: actin cytoskeleton; cytoplasmic side of plasma membrane.